Messenger RNA from Nematolebias whitei (Rio pearlfish), 1239 nucleotides. Its product is annotated as probable G-protein coupled receptor 21. Gene Ontology annotation, biological process: G protein-coupled receptor signaling pathway. Gene Ontology annotation, molecular function: G protein-coupled receptor activity. Lineage: Eukaryota; Metazoa; Chordata; Actinopteri; Cyprinodontiformes; Rivulidae. The transcript has a single exon. The record is from RefSeq and is a predicted model, not a curated record. The coding region runs from base 1 to 1239 and encodes 412 amino acids. Gene Ontology annotation, cellular component: membrane.
AUGAAUUCCUCCCUGGAUCUGCUGAACCAAAGCUCCACUGACUCGUCCUCCUCUCCUGCUCCCUUCUGCUUACUUGAGAUAAGCUAUUCCCAAAUUUUCACCACCUGCCUCCUUGAAGUAUCAGUCAUACUUCUCCUGACUGUUCUUAUUAUUUGUGGUAACUUGAUGGUGAUUUUUGUGUUUCACUGUGCCCCAUUGCUUAGUCAGCACACCACCAGUGCAUUCAUCCAGACUAUGGCAUAUGCAGAUCUGCUGGUGGGGGUCAGCUGUUUGUUCCCCUCACUGUCGCUGCUCCAUCAUCUGGAGGAUCUGGAUCCCAAGCUCACCUGCCAGGUGUUUGGCUACAUGGUGUCUGUUUUAAAGUCUGUUUCAAUGGCGUCUCUGGCGUGUGUGAGUGUAGAUCGCUACAUUGCCAUCACACGACCCUUGACAUAUUCCUCACUAGUGACGCCUUGUCGAGUGCGCUGCUGUAUUGCGCUUAUCUGGUUCUACUCGGCACUGGUGUUCCUCCCCUCUUUUUUUGGAUGGGGCAAACCUGGCUAUCAUGGCGAUGUGGUGGAGUGGUGUGCAGUGGAGUGGAGGACUAGUCCAUCUUUCACGUCCUUCAUUGUUGCACUGCUCUACGCCCCAGCCGCUCUCACCGUCUGCUUCACCUACGCCAACAUCUUCAAGAUCUGCCGACAGCACACCCGUGAGAUCAGUGAGCGUCGUGCACGUUAUCGACCCCAAGAGCAGCAAGGCCCAGGAACGGCAGCAGGAUCUGUAGUCAAGGACACAAGCAAAGUGGAACAAGGACAGCGUCCCCACUCGUCCCACACGCACAAGCCCCAGUACCAACAAUUUCAUUAUCAACAGUCCACGUCAACAUACCCAGACAAGCGAUAUGCUAUGGUUUUGUUUCGCAUCACUAGUGUGUUUUACAUCCUCUGGUUGCCCUACAUUUUGUACUUUCUGCUAGAGAGCGGAGGGUUAUACCACCACCCUGCAGCCUCGUUUUUUACCACAUGGUUGGCAAUCAGCAACAGCUUUUGCAACUGUCUCAUUUACAGCCUCUCCAACUCUGCUUUCAGGAAGGGUUUGAAACGCCUCUGCUCCUUCUGUUUACAGCGCAGUGGUGGUGGCUUCGGAACGAGGAACAUCAAGAAGCCUUUUGUCGGUUCUGUGGAAAAGGGUUGUGAUGGGCAGGGCUAUGGAUAUGGCCACAGGGAAAUGGGAGCUGGUACAACAUGUCAUGUGUAG